Molecule: messenger RNA, 204 nt
Organism: Rhinocladiella mackenziei CBS 650.93
Lineage: Eukaryota; Fungi; Ascomycota; Eurotiomycetes; Chaetothyriales; Herpotrichiellaceae
Exons: 1
Coding region: 1-204 (67 amino acids)
Source: RefSeq, a predicted model, not a curated record
AUGAUUUUGAAGGCGCGAAAACUUGGAAUCAAGAAAGACGAGAUUGAUAGCCACUUCGACGAUCAGGGCACAGAGAUUCAAGGGCUUCGAAGCCUCUGUUACUCUUACCUUCAGGCCGAAGCUGAGGCAGAUCUGAACGCCAAUCGCGAAACUGCCUGCGCAAAAGGAGGGAGAGAAUUCAGGCAAUACAUCAACGAGGAGUAG